CUCACAUGCUAGACUGCGAACUAGAAUUAAGAUACCCUAGCAAUAGUUGGGUCAGUGCUAAGACGAUUAUGGGAAGAAUGGAACUCCAAAUGAAAUAUAAAUAAUAUACAGGGUUUUUCUUUAACGAUAAUAAUAUGUUCAAAUCAGAGCAUAAGAUAUUCAAGACAAAAUCAAAUCGAGCAAACUAUAAACAGGCAUCUGGAAUUACCAUCUACCUUGUUCAACAUGGAGAAACAAUAUGAAAACUCAACCAGGUUAAUUUAUAAUAUGGUAAACUCUUCUUUUGAAAGCCCCGAGGAACAAAGGCAUGUCGUUAUUUAUUGGAUAAUUCACAUAAUUUUGGUAUCAGGAGUGGCAACAAUUACUGCAUAUAUCUUGCUGGUUCUUAUUUUGAAAGAGAUAAAAGGGGGCCAAAGUUCAGGAAACACCCAUGGUACUGGGAGUUUGGCGAAGCUUUCAAGAAUUGCCAAAAUUAUUGUGACUCUGAUGACGUUUAUCGAGAGUGCUAUCUCUCUUGGACAAGAAAUGACAACUAAGUUUUAUGAUACGCCGGAUCAUUGUUACAUUAUUGAAGCCUCCAAAGGCAUAGUAGCAAAUUUCGUUAGCUUCGGUAUAUAUUUCUCCUUUUGGCUAAGGCAACGAGUUUUAUACAGCAAUCCUGUUCUGACAAAUUUGACAAAUGCUUUUACUCGUGUUGCGAGCAAGACUUCGAUAUUUUUGAUUGCUCUAUUUCAUAUUGGGAUUGCAGUUUCAUUUGCAAUGACACACAAAACGUACAAAUUUGUAAAUUAUAAAUGCACCGUCAUGGAACAAACUUCCUCUACAGGGAUACCCUGGAUUGCUAUAUUUGUUGUUGUACUUUUGCUUCAGACAUCAUUAUUACUACUUUUCAGCUACCCACUGUAUAAGCAUCGAAUAGAAGUAAAAUUUAUGAAUAACGCAAAUACAAUUAAUAUUCUUCCUGUAUUACAACGUGCUUUAUUUGCAACUUUAGGCUUUGUUUUUUUCAGUGGAACUCUUUUUAUUGUCAGUGGAAUGAUCGCUGAUGGUUUGUUAGCUGCAAUACUCCGCGCUAUUGGUUCAUUUACGGACUUUACAUUUAUGAUUAUUUCAUUCCCUGAUUGGAGAAAUACCGUAAUGCCUUGUUGGAGGUGUCAGACCCGUGCUGUUAAGACUGUUUCUUCAAUAAGAAACACGACGCAAUCAGUUGUCUAAUACAAAUGAUACUUUUAUUUUGCUUAAUGUUUAUAUGUUAGGCAAUAGCCUGGGUAAUUGAAACAAACAUGCAAUCUUCGCUUACCAUAUUACCCUUUUGAAAUUUCUAGAAAAUAAUAAAAACUGCAAAAUAAAAACUGACAGAUUCAAAUG
Molecule: messenger RNA, 1368 nt
Organism: Styela clava
Lineage: Eukaryota; Metazoa; Chordata; Ascidiacea; Stolidobranchia; Styelidae
Source: RefSeq, a predicted model, not a curated record